AUGGAUUCGCAAAAGCAUCGCCAGAUCAAAAAACCUCGCUUAUCGCUUAGUUGUAAUGUCUGUCGGCGUCGCAAAGUUCGUUGCGGUCGCGAACAGCCCAAAUGUACGAAUUGUGUGCGAAUGAAAGAGAAUUGUGUCUACAAGGCUAUGAUUCAUGAGGAGUCUGGGCACCUGCAGCCAGUGUCACCUCAAAGAGUCUCCAACGGACCAAAUGCUAGACCCGAGCUUUCUAGGUCCCAUUGGCGUGCGGAAGCUGAAUCUGCGACAUAUCCCGAGCAUUUGAGACCUGGUUCUUCAAAUCAGACUCUUAGUCCUAAGUCACUACAGCAGUCAGAGGUCUUUUCUAUAGUAUCAUCGUGGGAAGAGGUCAUCCAGCCCCCUAAGGUUCACCCUAGCGCCUCCCAGAGUAGCACGGCAACCACUCGGGAUCCCUCGCCAGUGCAAUCAAUGCCCCCCUUCACAAACGGUGAUCCCCUGGGCCAUGAUCAUCUUAGCCUACGGCGCGGCUCCCGCUCACGUUAUAUUGGCCGAACCUUUUGGGGUUUCAUUGCCGGAAAGAAGGGUCUGAGUGACAACUUCUUUGAUGAAAACCUCCAUGCUCACCCCGAUCUACCUUUGCCCCACAUUUCAUCUAUGGGCAUGUUCAAUCUCCUACGGUCCCUUCCCACUAAGCCCGUGGCCGAUACCUUGCUCAAGAUGUUCUUCAUCGCCGUGUGGCCGAUUCUUCCUCUUCUGCACCCACCAGAUCUACAGGAAGAGUAUUGUCGAAAUAGUGAAAAAUCCUUGCCAUCGAAAAACCUUCUCGACGACCCAACUUUCAUCUGUCUUCUCUUCGCAGUUCUAUAUUGCGGUGCAUCCGCCACCCCAGCGGCAAGAUGGAUGCAAGCCAAUCUUGAGGGCCUACAGAAGAGUACAACAGUCAGCCAACUAAAGUCUGCAUAUACGACGAGCCUUUAUAUGUGUCAGCAUCUAGAACAUCCUACAAUGAAUACUCUGACUUCAACUUUACUCACCAGUCCCUUCAUGGACCGACCCAUUGAGUCGUUAUGCAAUCUAGUUCAAGUGAGCACCACAUUGCGCAUUGCCCAAACUAUGGGAUUGCACAGAGAGGGACUGUGGUCAGCACUGAGUCCUAUCGAUCAGGAAAUUCGACGUCGGGUCUGGUGGCACAUUAUUUGGCUUGAUGUGCAGUCAAGCGUAUCUACAGGGCUUGCUCCAUGCUGUGGGAACGAGGCUCUCGAUUCUGUAAGAAUGGUUGGCACCUAUAAUGAAGGAACCAGUGAUCACCCUGAUUACCUCACACCCUCCGACCCUGUUUCGAAUGGGCAAUCCGUUGCCAUUUUAUUUGCCAUUGGGCGCUAUGAAGCAGCUAGCAUACAGGCACGGGUCAUAUCAUACCUACAAAGUGUAAAGGGACCGACGCAUAAUGGGUUUAAAGAUCUUAUAACAGAUUCGAAGCAGCUUAUGCAGAAGAUUGAUUCACUCAUCGCCCGUAUUCCUACACAAGGAAUACCUGAAAGGGGAUACAUUCCAUCUCUUCUUGCUAAUUUAUCUCCGUACACACAUCCGUUUCUAUACAAUGACGAUUCAAACCAGCCGAACGUCUUUGCAGCAUGCGCGCGGAUCAUGCUGACCUUGCUGAAAUUUGAAAUAGCCAUUCUACUCAUAGUACAGCUCUGUGUGAAUUACCUGCGUAUAUAUCUGCAGUUUUAUCAGGCUCCUGCGUUCUCGCCGUACGUGUGGUUUUGCUGCAGCCACUUUGGACCUCUUCAAUGUGUGUUCCUGACUCUUAUGUACCUUCAUUCCUUCCAGGACACCAAGGAUACCCUACUAGCCCGAUACUGUAUCGAUGAGGUCAUAUAUCACUGCGUGUCGACCUACCAGGCUCUCGACUCCUCGAGCAGGGGAAAUUCCGUUGGAAAUGAACCGAACGAAGACAAGCUACGAACGCCAAUAGCAAUUCAAGCUCUGGUUCAUCUCCAGGAACAACUCCACUCAUCGCUCGGAUUGGAAGAUCGACUGCCGGCGCCGCUACCGUAUGACCUAAAUGAGUGCAAAGCUCAGUUUUCUAUGGCCCACCUUGCUAUCAAAGCAUCCGACUUACGCGCAACACUCAAUCCAGUCACACCUGAGGCAUCUUCCAUUACAAUUACUGACUCCAGCCAUGCAUGUGGUACUCCUCAAAUCCUUACAGAGUCUUUGCUGCCCAUUAGUGGCAGUAAGUUAGGACCAUCAAAUGAUGUGCUUGUGGCCGAAAAUGAGCAUGGUUUUGAUAUUGAGACCUGGUCAUCGUCGCUGAUUGUUGAAUCUGACAACAUCCUGGCGCAUCCUGAUGAUUUAGCUUCUGAUCCCCCUGUUAUCACUUCCGUGCACGCUGGUCUACCUGAAGGACUUUUCCCAGCAUAA
Messenger RNA from Penicillium taxi, 2406 nucleotides. RefSeq lists its product as uncharacterized. The transcript is spliced from 4 exons. Gene Ontology annotation, biological process: DNA-templated transcription; regulation of DNA-templated transcription. The coding region runs from base 1 to 2406 and encodes 801 amino acids. Lineage: Eukaryota; Fungi; Ascomycota; Eurotiomycetes; Eurotiales; Aspergillaceae. Gene Ontology annotation, cellular component: nucleus. Gene Ontology annotation, molecular function: zinc ion binding; DNA binding; DNA-binding transcription factor activity, RNA polymerase II-specific. The record is from RefSeq and is a predicted model, not a curated record.